AUGAGUAGUUAAGAGGAAGAUAAUCAAUUUGAUCAAGAAUAUGAAUAAAAUAAUUAAGAAAUAGAUGAAUUCGAAUAAAAGUACAAACAGAAUCAGACAUCUUCUGAGGAUGAAGAACAUUAUUAACACAAAAGCCAUUCUUAAAAUAGUAAGGUUGAAUAGUUGCCAUAAAUACAGUAUUAAUGAUCAUAUUGCAGUAGACCAUAAAAUAAAAUAGAAGCCAUUUAAAAAUAAUUAGAAUUUUAUAAGAAACAGCCUCCUAAGACAUUGGCAGAAGAAUGUGAGGAUGUGAUAAAUUCAAAAAAUGAAACAUUAAAAGAUAGAAAGAUUAGGGAAUUAGUAUAGAAGAAUAGACAAUUAUUGCUUAGUUAUGAGAAGGAAAAGCAAUCAAGAAAGAAACUUGAAGAAUAAGUAAAUAAGGCCUUAAAAGAAACUGAUGAAGGAAUUAAAGCAUUGGAUAAAAGUAUUCCCAAGGCUCUAAUUCCUAAAGCAGAUCCAUUGGCAAAAGCAUUGAAAGGAUCUGAAUCAUAGAAAGAGGAUAUAGGAGUAGCUGAUGAUUUUAAGAAUAAAUUCAAAGAAGCAGAUAAAAAAGUAUAAGAAUAGAGAGUAAAGUUAUAAUAAUUGAAAACAGAAUUAAAUAAAGCAAUGAGGAUUAUAUAAAGGGAAGUAGGUGAGAAUGUAAAUUUAGAUCAAUUAUUAAUGGAUGAAAAUGGAUGGAAGGGUAGAGCUUAAUAGAUAGAAAUUUUGAAAUCAAAAGUGAAAGAUUUAAAUUCCAAAUUAGGAUCAUCUUCUUAAUAUUCUGAUGUCUCUUAAAUGUCUAAACAAUCUAAAUAGGAAUCAAAGAAUAAUACUGAUAAAUAAUAAUUUGAGUUAUUAAAAUCUUAAUAUGAAGCAGUAAAAUAGGAUAAUGAGAAUUUAUAACAGAAAAUAAAAGCAGUAUCAAGUAGGAGAUAAAUAUUAGAGGAUUAAAUAAAAGAAGUAAAAGUAGAAUAUGAGAAGAAUAAAAAGGUAAUUUAAAGUGUAUAUCUAUUUUAGAUAUUAUUAGAGAAGAGUGAGAAUGAUGAUAAGUACAUAUUUGCAUUGAAAUCUGAAUUAGAUAAAUUAAAGAAGAAUUAACCAUAAUAAGAAACUAAAAUAGUAUAUAAACCAGCAGAUGAUGAGGAGACAAGAAAAUUAAGAUAAGAAUUGAAGUAUUGUAAAGAAUAAAUUGGUCAUAAUGAAUAAAUGAUAAAAGAAUUAAUAGCAGAAGUAUAUAAUUUAAAUAAAUUUAGAAAGUCAAUAGGAGUAAAUAAGAAUUACCUUAGUAAUAAUAAUAAUAAGAGAAAGUAUAGACUAAACCAAUUCAAACAGAUGAGAGAGUAAAGAAAUUGGAAGAAGAAAUUAAAGUGUUAAAAAGAGAGAGGGAUGAAUUCUUUAAGACAUUGACUAAGGAUGUAGAAACUUAGAAAAUGAUAAAAGAUUUAACUAUGUAAAAUGUGAAAUUACGAAAUAAGAUUGAUGAUUUAACUAAAAAAUGA
Paramecium pentaurelia is the source of this 1517-nucleotide messenger RNA. Lineage: Eukaryota; Ciliophora; Oligohymenophorea; Peniculida; Parameciidae. The record is from the annotation of a GenBank genome assembly.